Molecule: messenger RNA, 4277 nt
Organism: Pongo pygmaeus (Bornean orangutan)
Lineage: Eukaryota; Metazoa; Chordata; Mammalia; Primates; Hominidae
Gene: PIGO
Product: phosphatidylinositol glycan anchor biosynthesis class O
Exons: 11
Coding region: 609-3875 (1088 amino acids)
Biological process (GO): GPI anchor biosynthetic process
Cellular component (GO): endoplasmic reticulum membrane
Molecular function (GO): mannose-ethanolamine phosphotransferase activity
Source: RefSeq, a predicted model, not a curated record
CCCUCUUCCCCUCAGCUCCCAAACAAGGUGCUCAGUACCGCUGCUACGGUGCCCAGCGGGAGGCUGGGUAGCUACCGGAGGAGGCAGAGCCGGUCGCACGCCUGGGUCCCAGCGAGGCCCAGUCGACUCUCGACCCGCGCCCCAGCCUCCUUGCGUGGCGAAGGUCGUGCCUCAGGUCUCCUGGCGAACCUGGCCGCCCGGAAGCGGAGCGUGACUCCUCCCCUUCGUCCCCUCGGUGCCCGCCAGGCGGCGCCGUCGGCUGGGCCCGGAUUCCCCUGCGGCUUCGAUCCCUUUCCACUGGGUAUUGAGAUUGGCGAGGGGAGAGGCGCAGAAACGGCCUGUAAGAGAGCCUGACCACCAAUUGGAAUAAGUUUCCCUCGUGACUGUGUUUUUUCAGCAUUAGCAUUUCUUGCCUGUACAUGUGAACGUUGUGCUCUACCCCUCGAAGAUCCUGAUUCAGUAGAUCUGGGGUGGGGCCUCAUGGAACGGCGUCUCCCUCUGUUGUCCAGGCUGGAGCGCAGUGGUGCAAUCUCGGCUCCCUGCAACCUCCGCCUCCCCGAUUCAAGCGAUUCUCCUGCGUCAGCCUCCCCAGUAGCUGAGACUACAGGAUGCAGAAAGCCUCAGUGUUGCUCUUCCUGGCCUGGGUCUGCUUCCUCUUCUACGCUGGCAUUGCCCUCUUCACCAGUGGCUUCCUGCUCACCCGUUUGGAGCUCACCAACCAUAGCAGCUGCCAAGAGCCCCCAGGCCCUGGGUCCCUGCCAUGGGGGAGCCAAGGAAAACCUGGGGCCUGCUGGAUGGCUUCCCGAUUUUCGCGGGUUGUGUUGGUGCUGAUAGAUGCUCUGCGAUUUGACUUCGCCCAGCCCCAGCACUCCCACGUGCCUGGAGAGCCUCCUGUCUCCCUACCCUUCCUGGGCAAACUAAGCUCCUUGCAGAGGAUCCUGGAGAUUCAGCCCCACCAUGCCCGGCUCUACCGAUCUCAGGUUGACCCUCCUACCACUACCAUGCAGCGCCUCAAGGCCCUCACCACUGGCUCACUGCCUACCUUUAUUGAUGCUGGUAGUAACUUCGCCAGCCACGCCAUAGUGGAAGACAAUCUCAUUAAGCAGCUCACCAGUGCAGGAAGGCGUGUAGUCUUCAUGGGAGAUGAUACCUGGAAAGACCUUUUCCCUGGUGCUUUCUCCAAAGCUUUCUUCUUCCCAUCCUUCAAUGUCAGAGACCUAGACACAGUGGACAAUGGCAUCCUGGAACACCUCUACCCCACCAUGGACAGUGGUGAAUGGGACGUGCUGAUUGCUCACUUCCUGGGUGUGGACCACUGUGGCCACAAGCAUGGCCCUCACCACCCUGAAAUGGCCAAGAAACUUAGCCAGAUGGACCAGGUGAUCCAGGGACUUGUGGAGCGUCUGGAGAAUGACACACUGCUGGUAGUGGCUGGGGACCAUGGGAUGACCACAAAUGGAGACCAUGGAGGGGACAGUGAGCUGGAGGUCUCAGCUGCUCUCUUUCUGUAUAGCCCCACAGCACUCUUCCCCAGCACCCCACCAGAGGAGCCAGAGGUGAUUCCUCAAGUUAGCCUUGUGCCCACGCUGGCCCUGCUGCUGGGCCUGCCCAUCCCAUUUGGGAAUAUCGGGGAAGUGAUGGCUGAGCUAUUCUCAGGGGGUGAGGACUCCCAGCCCCACUCCUCUGCUUUAGCCCAAGCCUCAGCUCUCCAUCUCAAUGCUCAGCAGGUGUCCCGAUUUCUUCAUACCUACUCAGCUGCUACUCGGGACCUUCAAGCUAAGGAGCUUCAUCAGCUGCAGAACCUCUUCUCCAAGGCCUCUGCUGACUACCAGUGGCUUCUCCAGAGCCCCAGGGGGGCGGAGGCGACACUGCCGACUGUGAUUGCUGAGCUGCAGCAGUUCCUGCGGGGAGCUCGGGCCAUGUGCAUCGAGUCUUGGGCUCGUUUCUCUCUGGUCCGCAUGGCGGGGGGUACUGCUCUCUUGGCUGCUUCCUGCUUUAUCUGCCUGCUGGCAUCUCAGUGGGCAAUAUCCCCAGGCUUUCCAUUUCGCCCUCUACUGAUACCUGUGGCCUGGGGCCUGGUUGGCGCCAUAGCUUAUGCUGGACUCCUGGGAACUAUUGAGCUGAAGCUAGAUCUAGUGCUUCUAGGGGCUGUGGCUGCAGUGAGUUCAUUCCUGCCUUUUCUGUGGAAAGCCUGGGCUGGCUGGGGGUCCAAGAGGCCCCUGGCAACCCUGUUUCCCAUCCCUGGGCCCGUCCUGUUACUCCUGCUGUUUCGCUUGGCUGUGUUCUUCUCUGAUAGUUUUGUUGUAGCUGAGGCCAGGGCCACCCCCUUCCUUUUGGGCUCAUUCAUCCUGCUCCUGGUUGUCCAGCUUCACUGGGAGGGCCAGCUGCUUCCACCUAAGCUGCUCACAAUGCCCCGCCUUGGCACUUCAGCCACAACAAACCCCCCACGGCACAAUGGUGCAUAUGCCCUGAGGCUUGGAAUUGGGUUGCUUUUAUGUACGAGGCUAGCUGGGCUUUUUCAUCGUUGCCCUGAAGAGACACCUGUUUGCCAAUCCUCUCCCUGGCUGAGUCCUCUGGCAUCCAUGGUGGGUGGUCGAGCCAAGAAUUUGUGGUAUGGAGCUUGUGUGGCGGCGCUGGUGGCCCUGUUAGCUGCUGUGCGCUUGUGGCUUCGCCGCUAUGGUAAUCUCAAGAGCCCUGAGCCACCCAUGCUCUUUGUGCGCUGGGGACUGCCCCUAAUGGCAUUGGGUACUGCUGCCUACUGGGCAUUGGCAUCGGGGGCAGAUGAGGCUCCCCCCCGUCUCCGGGUCCUGGUCUCUGGGGCAUCCAUGGUGCUGCCUCGGGCUGUAGCAGGGCUGGCUGCUUCAGGGCUCGCACUGCUGCUCUGGAAGCCUGUGACGGUGCUGGUGAAGGCUGGGGCAGGCGCUCCAAGGACCAGGACUGUCCUCACUCCCUUCUCAGGCCCCCCCACUUCUCAAGCUGACCUGGAUUAUGUGGUCCCUCAAAUCUACCGACACAUGCAGGAGGAGUUCCGGGGCCGGUUAGAGAGGGCCAAAUCUCAGGGUCCCCUGACUGUGGCUGCUUAUCAGUUGGGGAGUGUCUACUCAGCUGCUAUGGUCACAGCCCUCACCCUGUUGGCCUUCCCACUUCUGCUGUUGCAUGCGGAGCGCAUCAGCCUUGUGUUCCUGCUUCUGUUUCUGCAGAGCUUCCUUCUCCUACAUCUGCUUGCUGCUGGGAUACCCAUCACCACCCCUGGUCCUUUUACUGUGCCAUGGCAGGCAGUCUCGGCUUGGGCCCUCAUGGCCACACAGACCUUCUACUCCACAGGCCACCAGCCUGUCUUUCCAGCCAUCCAUUGGCAUGCAGCCUUCGUGGGAUUCCCAGAGGGUCAUGGCUCCCGUACUUGGCUGCCUGCUUUGCUAGUGGGAGCCAACACCUUUGCCUCCCACCUCCUCUUUGCAGUAGGUUGCCCACUGCUCCUGCUCUGGCCUUUCCUGUGUGAGAGUCAAGGGCUGCGGAAGAGACAGCAGCCCCCAGGGAAUGAAGCUGAUUCCAGAGUCAGACCCGAGGAGGAAGAGGAGCCACUGAUGGAGAUGCGGCUCCGGGAUGGGCCUCACCACUUCUAUGCAGCACUGCUGCAGCUGGGCCUCAAGUACCUCUUUAUCCUUGGUAUUCAGAUUCUGGCCUGUGCCUUGGCAGCCUCCAUCCUUCGCAGGCAUCUCAUGGUCUGGAAAGUGUUUGCCCCUAAGUUCAUUUUUGAGGCGGUGGGCUUCGUUGUGAGCAGCGUGGGACUUCUCCUGGGCAUAGCUUUGGUGAUGAGAGUGGAUGGUGCUGUGAGCUCCUGGUUCAGGCAGCUAUUUCUGGCCCAGCAGAGGUAGCCUAGGCUGUGAUUACUGGCACUUGGCUACAGAGAGUGCUGGAGAACAGUGUAGCCUGGCCGUACAGGUACUGGAUGAUCUGCAAGACAGGCUCAGCCCUACCUCUUACUACCAUGCAGCCAGGGGCCGCUGGCUUCCAGGACUUCAUCAUUCUAUAAUUCAGGACCACAGUGCAGUAGGAUCCCUAACUCCUGAGUUGGAUGCAUCUGAGGGACAAGGAGGGUGGUCUCCGAAGUGGAAUAAAAUAGGCCGGGCGUGGUGGCUUGCACCUAUAAUCCCAGCACUUUGGGAGGCAGAGGCGGGAGGAUUGCUUGGUCCCGGGAGUUCAAGACCAGCCUGUGGAACGUAACAAGACCCCGUCUCUACUAUUUAAAAAAAAGUGGAAUAAAAUGAUAAUAUAAU